This is a messenger RNA of Glossina fuscipes, 2329 nucleotides long. RefSeq names its product sorting nexin-17 (gene Snx17). Lineage: Eukaryota; Metazoa; Arthropoda; Insecta; Diptera; Glossinidae. Gene Ontology annotation, molecular function: phosphatidylinositol binding. The record is from RefSeq and is a predicted model, not a curated record. The transcript has 2 exons. Gene Ontology annotation, biological process: intracellular protein transport. The coding region runs from base 242 to 1810 and encodes 522 amino acids. Gene Ontology annotation, cellular component: early endosome.
UAAAAGAAAGAAAAAAUCAACAAAAGAAAUAAAAGUAUUCCAGCUAACUUUUUUAAGUUUUUAUUAUUGUUGAAUAAUUAUAGCAGAAGAAAAUAAUGACUAAUUUUUAUAGAAGUUACAUGUUUAGUAUUUAAAGAUAUUCAACGUGGAAACAGAAUUCAGUUCAAUUUUAAUAGAUAGGUAUUGAAAAUCUUCGUUCUAUUAAUUUAAUAAAAUUAAAAAAAAAAAUAGUCUGGAAGCCAUGCAUUUUUCUAUACCAGACACACAAGAGCUGUAUGCAGAACGAGCGGGUACAAGUUAUACAGCUUAUAACAUUUAUAUUAAUGGUUGUUUUCACGCUUGCUUACGUUAUAAGCAAUUACAUGCCUUGCAUGAACAGUUACGUAGGCGUUGCUUGGAAAUGGGAUUGGAAUUGCCAAAUUUCCCACCAAAGAAACUUUUACCCUUAACUAACAACCAAGUAGAAGCCAGGCGUGCAGCUUUAGAACAUUACCUCCAAUCAGUCGGCCAAGACAACAGAAUCGCUAAAUUGGAAAUCUUUCAAAAAUUUUUGCUAACAGCGCAAUUAGAGACAUCCACGGAUAUUCUGGAAGAAUGGUUUGGUUACGGAAAUGACAGUUCAGAGGAUCAAAAUGAAGAGGAUUUUAUGGCAACUGUAACUUUGGAAGUGAUGCUACCGAAUAAUUAUCACAUGCGGAUAGAAUGCAGAGUUUCAGAUAACGCCACGGCUCUACUGGCAAAAACAUCAGAAAUAUUGUAUUUGCCUUCAAAGAUGAUGCAUUGUUUUUGUCUAUUUUUGGUUAGAAAAGAAGCUAAUGAUGCUAUAGUGCUGUUGCGCAAACUUAUGGAUUUCGAAUCGCCGUUUAUUUCCCGUCUUCGAUCACAACCUUGUCAAAUACAAAUAUACAGAAACUAUUUUAACCCGGGACUUGAUUUGUUUGUUAUGAAAGAACCUGUAGCUUUGAAUUUACUGUAUAUGCAAACAGUGGCGGAUAUAGAAAGAGAACAGAUUAUUACUACGCCGGAGAUAUUAAAAAACUUAAGAAUCUUGCAAAAGCAUGGCCUAAAAUUGGAAUAUAUUGAAUUGGCCAGACAAUUGCCUAUGUACGGUUGCUUACAGUUCUUAUCUGCGCAGGUAGAUUAUCCAGAGCCGCAGACUAUUGCUUCAAUAGCUAUUGGCAAUAAAGAGCUUUCAAUAAGAACUAUGAAAGUGGACAAAAUCUAUGAAACCAAAUUCCGUGUAACUCGCAUGCGUUGUUGGCGUGUUACGGCUGUACAUAACACUCAAGAAUGUAAGGAUCACCCCUACGAUUUGCAGCUAUCCUUCGAAUAUCUAAUGUCUAAACAAACUUUACGUUGGAUUACUAUAAGCAGUCCUCAAGCUAUGUUAAUGUCAGUGUGUUUACAAGCUAUGGUUGAUGAAUUACUCAACUACAAGGAGAACGAACCACUGGACGCUAUUAACAAUGCGAAUGUAGACUUUACUUGCGCACAAACGCCUUCAUCUUCAUCCACGACUUCUUCGUCAACUCACACAGCAACCGAAAAUAACCCUGCUAAUACUUCUGUGGUAUCAUCACCUUCGUCCACAACCAUGUCAAAUUAUGCUUCACAAGUUUUGUCAUCAUCACCAUCAUCGGAUUCUCCCACUGCUCCAGUAAAAUUUUUAACUCAACGUAUACUCAAUAAGCAGAAUCCAAAGCUACCACAAUCCCAUUCCUAUGGUGCUGUAUUCUUUCGUAAUUCCUGUCCGCAAGAAUCGGUGCAAAAUGAGGCUUUCGACGAGAUUAUAGGGGAUGAUGAUUUGUAAAACAAAGGAAAAAAUUUGACAAAUAUUGUUGAGGCAAAAGAAAUGACGUUAUUUUUGCGGAUUGCAAUUAUUGAAUAAAAUGUUUUAUAUUCAUUAAAUUGCCAAGUUAGUAAAAAAUUAUGUUAAAUAUUAAUUGAAGAAAAUAUUUAUAAAUUUUAGUCAUUUAAAUGUAAUUCUUUUUACAGGGUUAAAUUUACAGAAUUUUGUGAAGUGUUUUCAUAUUAAAUAAACGUUUUAAAGAGCAGAGGCAAACGGGUACAAUUUAUAUGUAAAUUUAUUAGCAACUAUACUAAAACGACAACACAUAAGUUAAACUAUCUACAAAUAACAGAGAGAAUUCAAUUUUAUUCUCCGAACGCUCCGUACCAAACUUUUUGAUCGUUUGAUCUGAAUCAUAUGCAAGUACCAUUUUUAAUGUCUUACAAAAAUUCACCUAUAAAUCGAAGUUUUAUAUAUUUCUUUUUAAAGAAUUGCAGUACGAGAAACUGUUAAAAAGUUUAUGUUUAAUCUAAAUUUUGU